GAUCGACGUGUUAUGAAAUCUGAAGUACAGUCCAAUAAGUGCAGCUGAAGUUUUAGUCAGAGCCAGUGCCCGAGUGCGAUGAGACUGGCUCCUUGCGAGCACUAUUGACAUCUGUUUGUGAGACAGGGAACAGCAACAUCUGUACCCCCCCCCCAUCAUCCACAUCUGGCAAGCCCGCUUCUGCUGCGAUGGUGUUCAACUCGGAGGCGGUGCUUAGACUGAAGUCAACUGGGCUCGGUCUCUCUCAGUGAGAGGGGGGCGGUAAAAAAAACAUCUCUCGCACCGGCAGCCGCAGGAGAGAUCUGCAUGGGCUGUUCUAUAAGCCUCGAUUGCUGCGGGAAGGAGCUUUGCGGAACCCCAGAUGAACCCACGAAAAAGAAAGAAGAGAAAAUGAGGCUUACAAAGCCUGGUAAGGUCGACCCCCCAACUACACACAGCUUCAAGGAGAAGACAUUUAAGAAGAAGAAGCACUGUGUAGCCUGCAAGCAGCCGAUCACGUCCCAGGGGAUCUUUUGUCGCGUCUGCAAGUUAGCAAGUCACAAGAAAUGUGAAACCAAGGUAAUGACCAUCUGUGUGCCACCAGCUCCACGCAGCCUGGAACUUCCAAGAAAGGGUACUGGAACAGUGAAGAAUAUAGAGCAUUUGGGGUCAACAAAAUCUUUGAAAAGUGCCAGUCAGAGGAGCACUCUGCCAAGGAGUUUCAGUGUGGACCACGUCAUGGAGAGGAACUACGACUUUGACCUGACCUACAUCACGGAGCGGAUAAUUUCAGUCUUCUUCCCGCUGGUGCUCGAGGAACAGCGAUACCGCAGCAAUCUGAAGGAGGUGGCCCAGAUGCUGAAGUCCAAGCAUGGAGACAAUUAUCUGCUUUUCAAUCUGUCUGAAAGAAGGCAAGAUAUCAGCAGACUCAACCCCAAGGUUCAGGACUUUGGCUGGCCUGACCUUCAUGCUCCUCCGCUGGACAAGAUCUGCGCUAUCUGCAAAGCCAUGGAGAUGUGGCUCAACUCUGACCCACACCACGUUGUCGUCCUGCACUGCAAGGGCAACAAAGGCCGAACGGGAGUCAUCAUUGCAGCGUACAUGCACUACAGCAAGAUCUCUGCAGGAGCUGACCAGGCGCUCAGUACUCUCGCCAUGAGGAAGUUCUGUGAGGACAAAGUGGCUCCAGCGAUUCAGCCUUCACAAACCAGAUACAUUUAUUACUUCAGCGGCCUGCUAUCUGGAGCGAUAAAAAUGAACAGCAUGCCUCUGUUCCUGCACCAUGUCGUCAUCCCUGCUAUACCCAGUUUUGAGCCCCAUGGAGGAUACCACCCAUUCCUGAAGAUUUAUCAGUCCAUGCAACUCGUCUACACCUCAGGCAUCUACAGUGUCCAAGCACCCGGUUGUAAAAAGCUGUGCGUCUCCAUCGAGCCUGCGUUACUGCUGAAGGGAGACAUCAUGGUGAAGUGUUACCAUAAGCAAUACAAAAACCCGGAACGGGACGUUGUAUUUCGAGUACAGUUCCAUACUUGCGCUAUCCAUGGCACCCAGCUCUGGUUUGGAAAGGAUGAACUGGAUGAUGCUUACGGAGACGACAGGUUCCCACGAGAUGCCAUGGUGGAGUUCAUUUUCUCUUCCGGACCGGAAAAAAUCAAAGAGGGUGAACACUUAAGGAAUGACUCAACAGUGACUGUGGAUUACAACACCUCUGAUCCAACAGUGAGAUGGGAUUCCUAUGAGAACUUCAACCUUCACCACGAGGAUGGCUUGGAAGAAGUACCUCACACACGAGGGCCACUGGAUGGAAGCCUGUAUGCCAAGGUGAAGAAGAGGAGUCCAAGCAUUGGCACAGCCAACGGAAGCCCAUUAAGCGUCACGUCCGUUCACUGCGGCCACACCUUGUCUGUCAGCACGGAUUCUGGCCACUCCACUGCAUCGGUGAAGACAGAAGACCACAGCGUUAGCACGAAGCAGGCACCCUCGCAGGUAGAGAAGGAGCAGCUGGAUCAGCUGCUGAGUGGCUUUGGCGUCGGUGCAGUGAAGAACGUGCACAAUGCGCUAUCCCAACCACGGGCGGCUUCCCAGAGCCGCUCCAAUGGCCGAUCGGGCUCCAACGAACGAGAGACGGACAUCCUGGACGAUGAAGUGGUGUGCGAGAUGAAUCGGUUCGCCACUCUGCCGAGAAACAUCCACCACCCGUACAACUUCAAGGUCAGCCAUCACUCACCAGAGCACAGGAUACCUGGUUACGGCCACAGCCCUGAAGGAAUACGGAACGAUGUCUACUACCGGCCAGACAUGACGCUGGAGAGAAGACGGCCCACGUUUGAGAGAAACGUGGGUCCAGUGGGUGAGAUUGGGAUGGAGGGCAUGAUGCAUGAUUCCUACGAGCAUGUGAAAGGCAUAGACCCCAUGCAGCACCAGGCAGCCAUGUUAGACAGGGUGAACUAUCAACGUCCACGCAAUGAAGUCCUCCAAGGCUACGCGCCUGUGUUUCACCAGUAUACUUGCGCAGAGAGAAUGCCUCCUGGUCUGAUCCAUCGUAUUAGACAGAGGGAUGAUGCUCAGAGAGAUCACGACAUGAAUGCGAAUAGAAACCGGCUCGUUGAUUACCACCAGUUAGAGGGACUGUUGGAUGGACAGCAUGUGCAAUUUCUUGAGCGCAACCCACCAGAAAUCAUGUCUCAUAACUGUGGCUGCCGUAACUGUUCCUUAAAAAUGUCAGAGGAAGAGGUGGAGAGGUCUGCAGCAGCGUUCAAUGCCAUUAAGUUGGACCAUGAGUCCUUGUACCAGCACUCUUGCCAUCCUGACCUGGACAUGUGGCAGCAUGAUCACCUGAAGCCACAUUUGCUAAACCAUCCGAUCAGAAAUGGACAAGCUCCCCAAACAGUUCCUCUGCUGAUGCCUGCACACCCAUACAGCCAGUACCCAAGAGCGCUCGGAUGCCCUUCGUUUGGUUAUAGCCAUGCCCAUGCAAAUAUGCCAAUGCCAACCCCGUUGGUGCACACAUACUCCAGUCCGCUUUCACCAGUGCCUCAUGGGCAGCUUCAGAGAAGCAUGGAAGGGUCUCCUGAAUCACACCCUCCUUACGGCAGGUACCCAGAGCUGAAGUACAGCCCAGACUACCAGCAACAUCCACACUGCAGUUGUCCAUACGACCAUUACCAGGAGCAGUACUGUGCCAACAGAGGCUGUGAGGUCUACCCAGAUAGUCCACUCAUGUCACCUCCUGCACUGGGACCGUGUAGUCCGAGCCCACAAGGGCCUGCUUCUGUGUCGCCAGUGAGCCCGACUGUACCCCGGGUCUUGUCCAGGAACCCAAGUGCUUGUGAUCGAGCAGCAAGAAUAACCGAUGAAGAUCCACAAAGCCCAGAAGCCGCUUUCUCACACCAACCACCUGAAGUCCAAAUCAACACUGAUCAAAUAGCCCGGGGAAAACAAACGUUGGUACAAGGUGUCCCUGGAAAACAUAGAAACCCUGAGAUUGCAAGGCGACACCACUGUGAAGGGAUGGUGUUGUGCAGCUCUCCGUCCAACAUGACUGAAGCAUCGACUCCUGGAUCCACAGGCAGCUCUGGACCGGAUACUGAAAGCACAGCAACAGCGGAGGGCAGCCCAAGGACUCCUGUCCAGUCUCCUCCUGCUACGGGCCAAAGGCAGCCAACCCCGCCCCGGCCAGAAGCGAGCCUGUGCUUAGUCGGUAUCUCUCCUGAGCCAGGAAAUGGCUGUCAAAUGAACAGGAGCCCCGGCAGCCCAGCCGAACAGUCUGGUGCCCAUCAGGUAAAUGGCAUUGAGACCCACAUGGCACCUGGUGACCCGGGAACCACCCGCCAGCCGAUCGCCAUCGACGCACAGCUGAGUCCAAACCAAAGCAAAGAUGGUUGUAGCAGGACGCCGCCACCUCGUAGCCCAGCUGCCAAGGGAAGUGUGCCAGAGACUGCCGCAGAUCACUGUGCCUCGAUGACACCACCCAGCUCGGCCAUUGUCAGGCACCCACCACAUGGCACCACCGGAGACUCGUGCUUUGCCAGCGUGCAACACCACCCGCUGAGCCCAGACAUGGUCGCCCUGCAGUCCUGCAAAGGAUCUCCGGAGUCCCAGGCACCGCCAACCCCUGCCUUCCCCGUCGCGUCCCCCUACAGUUCGCCCACCUCUCCUUCCCAAGUCUUCACCUACCAGGCCGGCGGCUCGAUGUGCCCACAGCAGCCGCCUCUACCAGAGAAACGGCGGAUGUCUGCCAGCCACGGACCAGCCAAUGGAAGGUCCUUCUCACCCACGCACAGAGGCGCGCAAUCUCCCAGCGAGAGCACCGCACAGCACGUGACCUUCUCCCCGACCACAUUGGCCUUCCCAAUGCACUCGUUUACAGACGGACAUCAGGAAAGCCAGAUCAGUGCCAGGUUUGUCCAGGACACAUCGAAGUUUUGGUACAAGCCAAACAUCUCCAGGGACCAAGCCAUUGCCCUUCUGAAAGACCGGGAGCCUGGCUCAUUCCUGAUUCGGGACAGCAAUUCAUUCCAGGGGGCCUAUGGCCUUGCCCUCAAAGUGGUGACGCCUCCAGCUAACUUCAGCUCCCACAGCAGUAAAGGCAACCCAAAUGAGCUGCUCGUACGGCAUUUCCUCAUCGAAACAGGCUCAAAGGGAGUGAAGAUCAAGGGCUGUCAGAAUGAACCGCACUUCGGAAGCCUGUCAGCUCUGGUGUAUCAGCACUCCAUCACGCCCAUCUCCCUGCCCUACAAGCUGAAGAUUCCAAAUAAAGAUCCCAUGGAUGAAACUGCGGACAGCGUUGUACCCGGCAACACCAGUACCGCUGCUGAAUUGCUUAAACAGGGAGCAGCCUGCAACGUGCUGUAUAUAAACUCGGUGGAGACAGAGUCGCUGACUGGCCCACAGGCAGUUGCCAAAGCAACCAUGCAGACGUUUUCCAUGCAGCCUCGGCCCACUGCCACCAUGGUCCACUUCAAAGUCUCCGUGCAGGGCAUCACCCUCACAGACAGCCAACGCAAGAUUUUCUUCAGACGCCAUUACCCAGUCAACACGGUAACGUUCUGCAACCUGGGCCCACAGGACAGAAGGUGGACUAACCCAGAUGGCACAACAUCAAAGAUGUUUGGUUUUGUGGCGAAGAAGCAGGGAAGCACGUCUGACAAUGUCUGCCAUCUGUUUGCUGAACUCGACCCAGAGCAGCCAGCAUCCGCCAUAGUGAACUUCAUCACCAAAGUCAUGCUCGGCCCACAGAAGAGAUGAGUCAGGGAUUUGCUGCAUUCAAAGACAAACCAAAGGAGUCACCUGGCCAGGCAAGAAGGAUAGCUAGCUCCUCCUGCAUCACCCAAAGGAACAAGCUCCCUAACCAGUCUGAAGAAGGGUCUCGACCCGAAACGUCACCCAUUCCUUCUCUCCAGAGAUGCUGCCUGUCCUGCUGAGCUACUCCAGCUUUUUGUGUCUAUCUUCGGUAUCUGCAGUUCCUUCUUACAAGCUUCUUUAGAAACAUCAGUUUUCCUCUUAGAAACAUUCCCUUCUCUCUGUUUAAGGUCCACUUUAGCCUCUAGGUGGAUAAUCAGACUGCAUGAGAUUCCUUUUCAUCUGAACUCUGGUUCGAUGGCGCCAUUUUGUGAGUGGCGGUGUUCAGCAGGGCCUUGCUCCCUCACAGCCCAGCUCCCCUUCAGAGAGUGGUGGCGAGUUAAGUUGACCACCCUGUACACUGCCUACGUUGCGCUUUGCUGAGGAUUCUCAUUGUAACUGCCCAUGUAAAGGGGAGCCCUGCAGACUUGAUUACUGAGUGAUGCUGCAUGUGAAUAAUACAAAGAGUAUGUGCAAAUUGUGAAGGAGGGGGACUAAAUAAGGAUGAAAGGGGCUGUGGGAUGAUUGAAGGGUGGUAGACAGAUUGGGAUCAAUGUUAGAUCCAGACUUGUGAAACCAGGAACUCGCUCAAACUCGCAUAGGGAAUUUUCAGAGUAUCUGGUGCUGCAGUGUAAAUGUCCCUAGUAGCUUGGAGUGUUCACAGUUGUAUAAAGACACCACCAUCUUCUACAGCAGAAAGUCAAAUGUGCACCGGCCUUUGAUCAUCAGGCUAUCUAGUUCAGAGCAGGUCUAACUGUAAUAUUAGUCUGACAGUGAAAGUGUAAUAUUGGUCUGACGUUUAUCGAGACUUUCAAUGAAAGCCGCUGGGAGAAUGAAGCUGGUGAGAACUCAGUUGGAAGUACAUGAAGAUGAAGUGUGAUGGAUUUGUGUGGGACUCCUUGCCAGCAACUAUAGCGCAUGUUAACUCGCCAAAGCUUUGUUUUGUGGAAUGAUAGAACGAACAGUCCUUCCGACUGAUAUCAGAAUAGGUCAGUCUGGGCACAAACCCAGCUCGUGUAUCAGAGGGAAUUGGACGUGGGCUACGGUGCGUGUCUAGGCUUAAAACCAGCGCUGUUCUGUUCAGCAAACAGUCUGAGUUUGCUCAGAAAACAGGCUAAUUAAAGAGUGGAGGAAGCAGAAACUACAGCAACCUUUUCCCCCAAUAGAACCAUGAAAGUGACCAGACUAUCUUCUGAGUUGCUUUCAUUACCUACAAACCAGACUCACCUUCCCAAGACAAAAAUCCAAGUGGAGACCUAAUUUGCAAGGGCUGCUCUCUCAGUUCCUGGGCCAUUACACCAUGGUUGUUCCAUUGGGAAUAAGCCAAGACCAAGCAAGACUGGGUGGCGAGAUGUGAGCUCCCCCUAACGUGGCCUUGGCUGAGUGUUGAUUUCUGCGACACUUCCCAUGGGAUGGACGGAGUUUGUUUGCCCCUUUAAGUAUUCUCAGCACCAAAACAUGGAGCUUUGCUGCUCUGCCCUGAUUUACACUUGAGAAUGAUCUGUCCAUCUGCUGCACAACCUGGCAUUUAAAAAAACGUUUCAAUCCCCUGCUAGCAAUGUUUCAGGUGGAUGAAGUUUCACUGGAACACUGACAGACCUUCCACUGAAAGGUCAUUAACCUGUCAAUGUUAACUGUUUCUCUCUCCAUCAAUACUGCCUGACCUGCUGAUGUUUCCAGCAUUCCCUGUUUUUACGACAGGUUCUAGGCAUCUGCAGUAUUUGUUUUUGGGUCGAUCGGAAAUGUUAGCUGGUGUUCUCCCAGAACCUUGCUGCACUUGUCCUGAAUUCCCUUGCACUAUCUCCUUCUCAUUGCACCAUCAGGGACAUCUUUGAUGCUCGGUUGGUUUUGAAUGUCAGCACAGCCAAACACUCUAACCUACCACAAAUUCCAUGUGACAGAUCCCUGAGAGAAUGGGGUGUGCAUCAGUAAGUGCCGCAGUGUGCUAAAGCAUCCUUCAUUCAGCAACAGCUACCCUCAUUCCUAUUAUUGCCAUCUCUCCCAACAACCAGCCUAGAUGCAUCUCUGGGUGAUGGAUGGUUUGUGCUGUGGCCUCCUGAGCUGGCCAUCUGAUGAACAUCACCUUGGGAACCUCAGAUACCACACUCCAACCCCAUUACCACUGGACUGUAGAAGGAGAGUAAGAUGGAACCUAGCGCUCACGCAUCCUGUAGCUUUUCUGCAGUUCAAGUUCUUGCCUCUGAUCUCCAGAACUGGCCUCUGAAUCAGCCUUGACUAAUGUUGCAUUCAAUUAUUUGGAUCACAUGUGCUGGCCUGCAGAAGUACUCAUUUGCCUUUGAAAUGCUAGUAUAAAUGGCCUUGGUCUCUAUUCUAAUGUAAACAGGAACCAUGGAGCUAGUAACAAACAGUGAUGCUCAGCACCAGCUUCCUGGAUAUAUAUAAUAUAUAUUGUGUGUAUAUAAUAUAUUGUGCUGCGUAUCUGAAUGUGUUGAUGACAAAGAUUGGCUAUUAUAUGAUCUCAGAGUAGAGUCACAACACCUGACAAGUGGCGAUUUCAUGUGAUCGUUUCUGCUGUGCCUGUUCAAUAUGCCAAUGUAUUUUAUUGGGGCACGUAACUGAGAGACCCUUGGGAACGGAUUAGUGUCGAUGAGUUAUUACCACGGGUCACCACUCCCUCAGGUGGGUAACAUGGAUUAUGAGUUUCUAGCCUGAACACACAAAUGUCCUUCCACACUUCAGGGUCGGAAUGCUCACGUGGCUUCCAACCAAAUGCAAAGUCUUGACCAACACCAGUAAAAUUAAUGAUUUGGUUGUCAUUGCUGUGUGCAAUUUACAACACAUUUCACUUCAGAUCAAACGCUUUGGAUAUCUUGAGCUUGUGGAAGGUGCUGUAGGAAUGUAAUUCUUUUUUUCCCCAUUGCAGCUUUCUGCAGAGCUGGUGAGAGGUUGCCACAGACAUAGGUCAACCCUCCAACACCAGACACCUUGUCAUUGUGUACACAUGCAAGAGAUCUUUUAAAGAUACCAAGCAGCUAAGGGAUCGACAAUGGAUGGUUGAAGGGAAGGGUUUUCGGCAGCUUUUGAUGGUGAGUGUGGAUGUAGCUCAGCAAACACAGACCCCCCCCCCCCCCCCCCCCCCCCCAGAGAGCCCUUGCCCAGAAUUAAACCACUCUACACAGCCACUUAGUACAAAAGCCUGCAGUGUGGAGAUUUGUCUUUCAAACUAAUGUGUUUGCAAAUGGCCUUCUGGUUACGUGCCUGAAUAAAAGGAGGAAUCACGAGCAUUCAUUUCAGUGAAGAAAAAUAUAUUUUUUAUGUUCUUUUUCCGAUAUAGACAUCUCAAAAAUAUUAAUCCAAGAGAUUUCAUUAUUACCAUGAUAAACAGUCACAAAAUGUCAGUCAGUCAGUCACUGCUAACUGUGUUGUAACCUUUAUGUUUAACGAUAUACUCAAAGUUUGGCUUCACAGAUUAAUCAAAGCUAAGAACAACCAGGGCCGUACUGGCAAAAUGCUUUUCCUCGUUUUUGGGGAGGAGGGUGGUUCGGCUGGUGGAAUUGCAGAUGUUACCGAUGACGAGAGAAGAGAUUUGUAGCACACCGCUCGCUCCACAGUGCUGCUCUCGGAGCUCUGACCUCACAUUGGUGCAGUGGCUUGUGGAUGGUGAGCAGGAACAGUGAGUCCCUUGGCCCAAAUCUUGCCAGGGGCUAGAAACAAGGAAGGAGGCUUGCAAGGCAAUGAUCAUGAUAUUUGGGGUAAAUUGCAGAAUGACUAAAUAGCCAGAGGCCUGAACCACAAAUCCAAGGGACACAUUCAAAUCCCACCAUGACAGCAGGGGAAUUCAAAUUCAGGUAGAUUAAUUAAAUAAAUCUGGAAUAUAAAGCUAGCUCACUAUAGCCAGGGUCUCUGUUAUAGUGUAUUCUAGAAAUGACCAAAUUCUCAUAAAAGCCCACUAAUGCACCACUGUGCUUAAGGGAAGGAAAUCUGCCUACCUUACCCCAGAUGUGAUUCCAGACUUUUAACUGCUCUCUCAGAUCCACUUGGCUCUAGGGCCAGGGAAGUGUGGAUGAUAAACACCAUGUCUUUUGAAGGAAUAAUAAAACACAAUUAGAAUGAUUGGGCUCUCCCAAGCAGUGGUGGGGAGAUGAGAGAGAGAGUGGCAGCUCCCACUCACCUGGACAUACGUGGAAUGGGUUCUAUUUUACCUAAAAUUAGACAGUGGCCUUUCCAAUCCUUGCUCUAAUUUGCCCAUCGCGAAAAAUAUAUCAUCCCAUAAAGUACACAAGGAGUGGGGAAGGGAGAUGAUGGUUGCCCAGCAAAGUCUAAAACCCACUUUGCCUGUGGGGUACUGGCUGUUACUUUGCAAAUAUGUGAUGCUGAGGUAACCCUUGGACUGAGUGGCAAAAAGGUAUAUAUUUGAAGAGCUUUCAACAUCACUGUAUAUUACAUAUUUUAAUCAAAGUCUAUAGUUUUAUUUGUAUAGCUCAGACAUUUAUUUUGCCUGAUAUUGGAGAAUUUAUGGAAUAAGCUUUAGUCAAGAAUGUAUAAUAUAUUAUCCUUAUGCCGUUACUAUUUUUGUGUAUGAGGUGUGAUAUCAAACACCAGCUAAACACGUUGUGUAUUCUUUUGUGGGUGUGCCUUGUGUAAAUGUCUGUUUUCCAAGCACACAGCGAAGUUCGACCCUUGUAUUCUCUUGUUGAAUUCAGCUCCGAAGAUGUCCUCUUGCCCUUUCCCCCCAAACCUUUACAUGAAGUUGUCUGGUGCAGGUGGGACUGGCCAAGAUCUGGUGCUGCUCUCGGUCGAGACAUAAAGAAGGAGCACCUCUUCGGCUCAUCAGCUGUCAAUUCCCCCUUCAAAAAAUAAUUUCUGCAUGAAAAUGUGGCUGCUUUCUAAUUGGGAAAGACUUAGAACUUUGUCUCACACUUUGGGACCUGAAGCCCCCUCAUUCACUCUCUGACAGGAAAAGAUGCUAAAAAAAAUCGUAAAAAACCUAGGAUCCAACGAGGUGAAUAAUUCACAGAGGUUUUACAG
Molecule: messenger RNA, 10308 nt
Organism: Amblyraja radiata (thorny skate)
Lineage: Eukaryota; Metazoa; Chordata; Chondrichthyes; Rajiformes; Rajidae
Product: tensin-2
Exons: 29
Coding region: 307-5226 (1639 amino acids)
Biological process (GO): peptidyl-tyrosine dephosphorylation
Cellular component (GO): focal adhesion
Molecular function (GO): protein binding; protein tyrosine phosphatase activity
Source: RefSeq, a predicted model, not a curated record